Venturia canescens is the source of this 1670-nucleotide messenger RNA. RefSeq names its product coiled-coil domain-containing protein 28B. The coding region runs from base 466 to 1206 and encodes 246 amino acids. The transcript is spliced from 4 exons. The record is from RefSeq and is a predicted model, not a curated record. Lineage: Eukaryota; Metazoa; Arthropoda; Insecta; Hymenoptera; Ichneumonidae.
UCUUUAAAUUCAAACGUUCAAUUUUUCUUAACAAUAAUUUAUUACUAUACGCUUUACUGACGAUAAAGAUUGGAAAAGAAAAUGGAAAAUUUCACACCGGUAACGAUGAGGUCACCACUUUCUGAAAGCAUUGGCUCCAUCUUUCAGAUUUAAUUUGUACUCCAAGCAACAUUUCCCGAAUGGCCCUUCCUUGUCACCUGUUCGAAGUGAAUGUCAACUGUCACUGUAUACUUAGUGAUACUUAGUCAAGAAACUGAAGAAGCCGUAAAAAGCUUCUCAACUUUGGAGCCGAUUGAAUGUAGUGAAAGAACAUUUGUGGUUUGAUACGUUUAUUGUAAUUUCCUGCCAUUUAUCUACGACCAUGGAAAGGUGUUUUGUUGUGACCUAACCUUCAAAAUUUGAAGAAGAAAACUUUUCAAUUGUUGUUGUGGAUUAGUGCCAUCGUUCUAUCGAAUAGCCAAAAAAAUGAACGAAGGUUCGGGAUUUGGAGAACUGCAACAAUUGGUUCAGGAGGAAGAGAGUGAGGAACCGACAAGUCGAGGGGGUGAAGCUACGCCACCCUCGACACCAGCAAGGUCAAAUAGGACCAGUAAAAUCGAAGUUCCUCCGUCUCAUAACACGCAACAAGUUGCUUGGGAAAGCAGCACUCAGAUAUCACCGAUAGCGAGCAAAAAUGGUAGCUCAGGGCCUACGACAACGAGCCAAGCCUCUUUGGCUUCUGGUAAAGCAGCGAAUUCAGCGAAUCAAGCAUCUGGUACCACAUCAGCCAAUCAACCUCGCAUAACUUAUUUGAAUGAGAAGCAAGAGAAGCCACAGAAACCGUCCAGACCAGAUCCACCAAGAACUACCAGACAACACAGAGUCGGAAUGACUGAAACUGCAAGCACGGUGUGCAAACAUCAUUGCUUUUUGUCAGAGGUACCCGACGUUCGAUGUAUGGAGCAAGCACUGCUUCAGUUGCUCGAGGAUUUCCACAGUGGCAAUCUCCGAGCUUUUGGCAAGGAUUGUAGCAUGGAACAAAUGACAGAAAUAAGAGAACAACAGGAACGCUUGGCUCGUCUUCAUUUUGAGUUAGGUCAGCGUCAGGACUUUGGCAUGGGAGGCGGUGAACAAACUGAUCUGAGACAAUCGAGUGCGAAUAUGAGACACUUGCUCCAUCGUUUGCAGCAGCUGAGCGUUUGCAUCGAGAAACUUCACAGCAAAUAAACGUCCGCGAUCAAUUGCACAACGCUUUUUCUUAUAAAUUGCUAUGAGCAGGAUUAUUCUAAGACUGGAUAUUUUCAUACAAGCUCCCGUAAACAGACAGUGCUCGUUGAAAUCAUUUUCAAUAAUACAGAUAUCUAAUAAUGUAUAUUAGUGAUGUGAGAAGCUGCAAAAAAGCACAAUUAACGAGAAUAUUUAUCGAAAUAUCAUACGUUGACAUGUUUGUUAAUUUUAUGGACUAAAUAAAUGAAAGUAUAAUGAUAGUGAAACAAAAUGAAAUACGAGACAAUUUCAAGCGUUUGAUCCAAUGGACAUGACGUCAAAAAAACACUUCGGGAUUUGCGGUGAACCAACCGAAUAUCUCGAUGAAUUUCGACCUCACCCGGUUCACCGUGAUAUCAAAAAAGUUUGUGAUGAAAAAAGUUUUUCGAAAAAAAGUACAAUAAAACCUCCAAAAUUCUCAACGA